AUUUGCAAGUGCCAAUUUAUCUUAAAUUAUACGAGAGUGGGGUAGUUUGCUGUGUCUACAGUCCAUAGUCAAUAUGCUUCGACUUAUUGCGAGUUGGACUGGGGUCUCCGUAAUAGCCGGUGUACUUGCAACGAGUCGUGAAAAUGUAUUUUUCAUUUUCACUUUUAUUCUUAGUUUUUGUUAAUGCUGUAUCAGCCCAAUGGAAGCCGCAUUACGUAAGUGGACACGAGGGGAUUGUUCAUCUUUUUGAAUGGAAAUACAAUGACAUUGCAAAUGAAUGCGAAACUUUUUUGGGGCCAAAAGGAUACGCUGGAGUUCAGAUAUCUCCUGUUCAAGAAAAUGUAAUAAUUGACGGGCGACCUUGGUGGGAACGUUAUCAACCAAUUUCGUACUUGUUGACUACAAGAUCGGGCGAUGAGGCAGCUUUUAAAGACAUGACGAGACGCUGCAAUAUUGUCGGAAUUAGAAUCUACGUGGAUAUAUUGUUAAAUCACAUGACCCAAGAUCAUAGCAUUAAUAUUGGCACUGGUGGAUCUACUGCUGACCCAAUAUCUAGAGAAUAUUACUCUGUCCCUUACUCAAGAAGCGAUUUUCACGCACCCUGCAGUAUUAAUGAUUAUCAAAACGCUACGAAUGUCAGAAACUGUGAAUUAUAUAGCCUGCAUGACUUGGAUCAAAAAAAUACUCACGUUAGAAAUGAGAUCGUUAACUUGAUGAACAAGCUCAUCGAAGCUGGUGUGGCUGGAUUCCGAAUUGAUGCUGCGAAGCAUAUGUGGCCUCGAGAUUUAAUGGCCAUAUUCUGCAGUUUAAAUAAUCUAAAUACUAAUCACGGAUUCCGCCUUGGUAGUCGUCCUUUCAUCUACCAGGAAGUGAUUGACAACGGAGGCGAAGCAAUCAGCAAUACCGAAUACACUCCCCUUGGUAGAGUAACAGAGUUUAAGCACAGCUUGAAAAUCAGUGAUGCAUUUACUGGCAAAAUCCAGUUGAAAAACCUGACUAACUGGGGGCUGAAAUGGGGUUUUCUUCCGAGCAAAUAUGCUUUUGUAUUUGUUGACAAUCACGAUAACCAACGGGGUCACGGAAGUGGUGGAGAAAUUCUCACCUACAAAAAUCCGAGGAAGUACAAGAUGGCUGUAGCUUUUAUGUUGACCCAAACGUAUGGCAUUCCUCGCGUGAUGAGUUCAUUCGCCUUCGAUAAUACAGAUGCUGGACCGCCAGCAGAUGAGCUAGGAAACAUUAUUUCCCCAAUUUUCAACCCUGACCUCAGCUGCGCUAAUGGAUGGGUCUGCGAGCAUCGUUGGCAUCAGAUUUAUAGCAUGAUUAAUUUUCGAAAUGUAGUGACGGGAACAGCUAUCAGUAACUGGUGGGACAACGGCAGUAAUCAAAUAUCAUUCUGCCGUGGGAAUUCGGGGUUCAUUGCAAUUAAUGCGGACAGUUGGAGUCUUCAGGUAAAUCUUCAAACUUGUCUGCCAGCCGGUAUAUACUGUGAUGUGAUAUCAGGCAACGUAGAGAAGAGAAGGUGCACAGGGAAAACGGUCAUCGUCAAUGAUUGUGGGAUGGCUUACAUAGAAAUUUUAACUAACGACGACGAUGGCGUUUUGGCUUUACACGUGAACGCGAGGGUCCGUGUAGAAUAGUAGCUGAGAAUCAAAGAUCUUUACACUUGUUACCUUGUUCUCAUCCUUCUUUGGGCAAAAUUCAAACAAUGGUGGCAAAUGGAAUAAUCAUUGAUCCAAAUUUUUACAAAUAGUAGAUACAAUAACGAAUCAAACGUAUAAGGGUGUCAGAUUCGCACUUUAUUGCAUUGACGUUUUUCAAACCGUUCCCCGAGCCUCCCCGUUUUCCAGUAAUUCAUAUUGCACCGGGUUCCGACAGCAUUUACAAAAAAACAACUGCUCCAAAUUUUUUUUUUUUCAAACUGGGAAAUUUUAAUUUAUUAAAACUUAAAACGAAGUACAUUAAAUUUAUUGAUCACUUCUAAAUCAAAUCAGCAGACAGAAUUACGUGAUACCAAAGAACGUGUGAAUUGAUAUAAUAAUUACAUGUGGUUAUUGUAUUGUCCUCCCAGAAAAGAAUAUAAUUAUAAAUAGUUUUCUCCAUUUUUAUUGUACAUUAAUUAACGAAUGAAUAAUCGAGGAACAGAUUCCAUCCCAAGACGCACUUGCUAACAGAGCAUAACUGCCUCAAGUGGAUCCCUCGAAUUCAGUGAGCAAUUCCAAUCACAUCCAAAGCUUACCUACAGCAACACUAGAUUUUCUUAGGGCCCUGUAAUGGUUAGUACAAAAUAUAAAACAAGGAGACAAACAUAAAAAAGAAUUCUUGGGAUUAGCAGAUCACUCAAUACUUUGGUCUACAAAUUUAAUCAACAUAUAAAGAGAGAAAUACCGAAGCCUUCUCAAUCCAGAAGAAAACUAGCGACGAGAUACGACAUGGGCCUGAAAUCUGAACCUCUUAGUUUAUUAUCAAGUUUUAUACGUUUUGUGUAGUAAAUAUAGUAUCAUAGUAUGUAUGUUCUCUUGUAUGAAAUAAUAGAAUAUUUGUAUAUAAUAUAUAUGUUUGGAUAGAUGAAGA
Molecule: messenger RNA, 2571 nt
Organism: Athalia rosae (coleseed sawfly)
Lineage: Eukaryota; Metazoa; Arthropoda; Insecta; Hymenoptera; Athaliidae
Product: alpha-amylase A-like
Exons: 4
Coding region: 144-1637 (497 amino acids)
Biological process (GO): carbohydrate metabolic process
Molecular function (GO): cation binding; alpha-amylase activity
Source: RefSeq, a predicted model, not a curated record